AUGACCAGCUGGAACCACACAGUGGUGACCUAUUUCCAAUUUUUACCUUUCUCCGGCAUCCCAGAGAUCCAAGGCUCUCUCUUUUGUCUGGUAUUGCUCAUGUACCUCAGUAUUUUGGUGGGAAACACUCUUAUCUUUGUGAUCACUAUGGUAGAUGCUGCCCUUCACUCCCCCAUGUAUUUUUUCCUCAAGAACUUUUCCUUCCUGGAGAUUGGCUACACUACAACCACGAUCCCCAAGAUGCUGGUGAACUUCCUCACCAAAAGCAAGGGCAUAUCCUUCCUGGGCUGUGCCAGUCAGAUGUACAUCUUCUCCCUCUUAGGGAUCACAGAAUGCUGCCUGCUGGCUGCCAUGGCCUAUGACCGCUAUGAGGCCAUAUGCCAUCCCCUGCACUACACAACCAUGAUGAGUUGGAACAUGUGCUUCCUGCUUUCAGCUGCGUCUUGGCUGGUCGGGGUCUUGGUGGCCUUAGGGCAGACGGUUUUCAUCUUUACCCUUCCGUAUUGUGGACUCAACAAGAUCAAUCACUUCUUCUGUGAUCUGCUGCCCCUGCUGAAGUUGGCUUGUGUGGACACCUACAAGAACGAAAUCACCACCUACAUAAUAACUGUCCUCCUCAUCCUGGUCCCCUUCUUACUUAUAGUCGUAUCGUAUAUCCAGAUUCUCCACACCAUCUUCAAGAUGCCAUCAGCUGAGGACAAGAGAAAAACUUUCUCUACCUGCUCAUCUCAUCUGGUUGUGGUGACUCUGUUUUACAGAUCUGGCAUCGUGACCUACUUGAGACCCAAAGCUUUUUAUUCAAGCAGCAGCAGCAAACUGCUUUCUCUCUCUUACACACUGAUGUCUCCAAUGAUGAACCCUUUGAUCUACAGUUUGAGGAAGAAAGAGAUGAAACAAGCCUUGAAAAGACUAAUCACCAGAAAAACAGUUCUGUACUUUGAAGGUGUGUUUACCCAUGACGGCAGCGCCACCAACUGCGUCGCACCGACCCACCAGAGCCUCGUCCCUUGUCGCUUUUUCAGUCUCUGGGCUGACCUGGCGCUGGCUCCAGGGAAACUUCCCAGUACGGUUCCAGUCACCAACGAGCUCUGGAAGCUUUCCCGGUGGUUUCUCUCCCGUAUCGACACGGCCAACAUGCAGCUCGCCUGCGGGGAAAAAGGGGACCUGACCCCAACAGCCAUGAGGGGCAGAUUUUACCACCUGCAAGAGUCGUCACUUGCCUGGCCGUACUUUGGGCACGGACCCAAAUGCUCUAG
Messenger RNA from Apaloderma vittatum (bar-tailed trogon), 1256 nucleotides. Its product is annotated as olfactory receptor 10A4-like. Lineage: Eukaryota; Metazoa; Chordata; Aves; Trogoniformes; Trogonidae. Gene Ontology annotation, biological process: G protein-coupled receptor signaling pathway. The annotation marks the transcript as partial. Gene Ontology annotation, cellular component: membrane. The record is from RefSeq and is a predicted model, not a curated record. Gene Ontology annotation, molecular function: G protein-coupled receptor activity; olfactory receptor activity. The transcript is spliced from 3 exons.